CAUCGGGAUUGAUGUUCGAGGAACUCUUCAUGACGGAAAUUGUUAAGCUGGCAAAGGUAGGCGAUGCUUCUAAGUUGAGGACUUAUUUUAUAACUUUCGUCUUGGGUGGUCCUGGAAGUGGAAAAGGCACCCAAUGUGCAAAAAUAGCUGAGACCUUUGGAUUUACACACUUAAGUGCUGGCGACUUGUUGAGGAACGAGAUGUCAUCGGACAGUGAAAAUGGAGUAAUGAUUCAUGAUACUAUAAGGGAAGGACGGAUUGUUCCUUCAGAAGUAACAGUCAGCUUGAUCCAUAAAGCAAUUGUAUCAAGUGAAAAUCAUAAAAUUCUGAUUGAUGGGUUCCCCAGAAGUGAUGAAAACCGUAUUGCUUUCGAAAGGAUAGUUGGAGCAGAACCAGAUCUUGUGGUUUUUUUUGACUGUCCUGAAGAGGAGAUGGUGAAACGAGUUUUAUGCCGAAAUCAGGGGAGAAUUGAUGAUAAUAUCGAAACAGUAAAGAAACGUCUCAAGGUGUUCAACGAAUUAAAUCUUCCUGUUAUUAAUCAUUACUCUGGCAAGGGGAAGGUUCAUAAGGUCAAUGCAGUUGGAACUAUGGAAGAGGUUUUUGAAAAAGUCCGCCCAAUUUUUGCUGCUUUAAGGUGCUAACAGCCAAAGCUGACGAUCACUCGAAAGACAUGAAAGCUGCAAGGGCUCCUAGUUUUUUAAUGGGAGAUUACCCUCCUUGUUAGCUUUAAGACUUACUAUUCACAUUUGUAUUGCUGGGGAAGACUGGAAUUAAUGUAUCCAAAUAACAGGUUUUCCAUGUUCCAUGUGUUGCCUGCAAACAUAUGAAACGUUGAGUUCCCAAAGAAAAUAGGAACGGAUAGUACAUCUGAAGCAUAAGCUCAGGUUAUGACGUACAUUUCUAUGGCACACUGGGCAUUUGCAGUGGUCGGUAUAAGCAUUUUAGUUCAAUAACUGUUUAUUCGCCCUUUUCAAGCUGCGGAUACAUGUCUCCUAUAUUGCAAUUGAAAUGCAGCAAUUUUCCCGAGUGAAGUAUACGCUUUUUUUUUACCA
This is a messenger RNA of Asparagus officinalis (garden asparagus), 1052 nucleotides long. Its product is annotated as UMP-CMP kinase-like. Gene Ontology annotation, biological process: CDP biosynthetic process; UDP biosynthetic process; 'de novo' pyrimidine nucleobase biosynthetic process. The record is from RefSeq and is a predicted model, not a curated record. The transcript is spliced from 8 exons. Bases 12 to 641 code for a protein of 209 amino acids. Gene Ontology annotation, cellular component: nucleus; cytoplasm. Lineage: Eukaryota; Viridiplantae; Streptophyta; Magnoliopsida; Asparagales; Asparagaceae. Gene Ontology annotation, molecular function: ATP binding; UMP kinase activity.